AUGAAAAAAAUUAAAGAUUAAUUUUAAAAUACUAUUACACAUUAUUGGAAAAUAUACAAAACUGACUAAAUUUAACGAUUAUAUUAAAAAGGAAAAUAUGAAAAAAUUGCUUCUAAUUUAAAAACAUUUAGUUAAUAUAAUAAUAUAAAAAUAAAUGAAUAUUCAUUUAUAUUUUUUCUUAUUAGUGAAUAAAAUAAGUCUGCGAUUGAUAAAAUUCUUUAAAAGACAUAUUAUAAAGCUAAUAUAUUGUCAGAUUAUAAUAAUAAUUCAUAAAUAACUCCUUUAUCAUUUUCUAUUUUAAACAAUAUGUAAGAUAUGUCGGACUAUUUGAUUUAAUAAGGAGCUAAUUUACACUAAAAAAAUAAUGAGGGUAAUACAAUUUUACACAUAGCAUCUUUUUUAGGUAAUUUAGAAGCAUUAAAAUUUUGUUUAGAAAAAAAUGUUAAUAUAAAUGAUUAAAAUAAUAAAGGAGAUACUGCAAUUUUAUAUGCUAUUAUUAAAUAAAAUAUAGAAAUAAUAUAAUUUUUAUUAAAAAAUGGAGCUAAUAUAACAAUUAGUAAUAAAGAUGGAUUUUAUCCUAUACAUGAAGCAACAAUUACAGGAAAUAUAGAAAUUUUGAAAUUAUUAAUAAAUAGUUUAGAUUUUAUUAGAAGUUAAUUUCCUAUAUGUGAUCCAGUUCAUUUAGCUUCUUAAUUAGAUUCUGUUGAAAUUUUAAGUUUUUUUAUUGAAAAAGAUAAACAUUUAGUAAAUAUAUAAGAUAAAACAUAUAAUUAAACGCCUUUACAUUAUGCUGUAAAUGAAAAGAAAUAUGAAUGUGCAAGAUAUUUAUUAAUUAAUAAAGCAGAUGCUAAUUUAAAAGAUAUUCACGGAAAUACGCCUUUACAUUUUGCAACUCUAAAUAAAGAUUUAAAUAUGAUUGGUUUAUUAGAAGAAUUUGGUGGAAAUGCAUUAAUUAAAAAUGAUGAUGGUUUAAGUUGCAUUGAUGUUUGUUAUAUUGAUAAAGAUAUUAGGAUUAUUAAUUAUUAUAAGACUUUGAAUAAAUAUAGUUAGCAUUUUAUGAAUUUAUAUUAAUGA
This is a messenger RNA of Ichthyophthirius multifiliis, 1074 nucleotides long. RefSeq lists its product as hypothetical. Gene Ontology annotation, molecular function: protein binding. NCBI's taxonomy places the organism in Eukaryota, Ciliophora, Oligohymenophorea, Hymenostomatida. The record is from RefSeq and is a predicted model, not a curated record. The transcript has 2 exons.